UUAAAAGCGGAUCGACACUGCCUCGCAUCACAGUUGUGCUUCAACUCGUUUUUCUGCUCGGUCCUACCGGUCUUCUUAAAAAUGUCGGAUGCAAUGAUGGCCGAGUUCGGAAAAGCCGCCCAAUACCUGAGGAAGUCGGAAAAGGAGCGAUUGGAAGCUCAGACAAGGCAGUUUGACAUCAAGACGGAAUGCUUUGUGGUGGAUGACAAGGAAGAGUAUGUGAAGGGAAAAAUCCAAAGCAAAGACAGUGGAACAGUGAAUGUGAAGAAGGAGGACGGUACGACAGUGAGCGUUAAAGAAGUGGACGUUCACCCACAGAACCCCCCCAAGUUUGACAAGAUUGAAGACAUGGCGAUGUUCACGUUCCUCCACGAGCCAGCGGUGCUGUUCAACCUGAAGGAGCGCUAUGCCGCCUGGAUGAUCUACACCUACUCCGGCCUUUUUUGCGUCACAGUUAACCCGUAUAAGUGGCUUCCCGUUUACGAUGCCGAGGUGGUGGCCGCCUACAGAGGUAAGAAGAGGAGUGAAGCUCCGCCGCAUAUCUUCUCCAUCUCAGACAAUGCCUACCAGUACAUGCUGGCCGAUAGGGAGAACCAGUCCGUCCUAAUUACCGGAGAAUCUGGAGCUGGCAAGACGGUUAACACCAAGAGAGUCAUCCAGUAUUUCGCCAGCAUCGCUGCUGUUGGUGGGGCAGGCAAAAAAGACAGUAGUAAAGGGACGCUGGAAGAUCAGAUCAUCCAGGCCAAUCCUGCACUGGAGGCCUUUGGCAAUGCCAAAACACUGAGGAACGACAACUCUUCUCGGUUUGGAAAGUUCAUCAGAAUCCAUUUUGGGAACAGCGGGAAGCUGUCCUCCGCAGACAUAGAGACCUACCUUCUGGAAAAGUCCCGCGUCACCUUUCAGCUCAAGGCUGAAAGGGACUAUCAUAUCUUUUACCAGAUCCUGUCCAAUCAGAAGCCGGACCUGCUGGACAUGCUGCUGAUUACCAACAACCCGUACGACUACUCCUACAUCUCCCAGGGUGAAGUUACGGUGGCCUCCAUCAACGACUCAGAGGAGCUGAUGGCCACAGACAGCGCUUUCGACGUGCUUGGCUUCACCUCAGAGGAGAAGAUGGGCGUCUACAAACUGACGGGUGCCAUCAUGCACCAUGGCAACAUGAAGUUUAAGCAGAAGCAGCGGGAGGAGCAAGCUGAGCCCGACAGCACGGAAGCAGCAGACAAAUCUGCUUACCUGAUGGGGCUCAAUUCCGCCGACCUUAUCAAAGGGUUGUGCCACCCCCGGGUCAAGGUAGGAAAUGAAUAUGUUACCAAAGGCCAGAGUGUGGACCAGGUCUACUACGCCAUCGGUGCACUGGCUAAGUCAGUGUACGAAAAGAUGUUCAACUGGAUGGUGGUCAGAAUCAACCAGUCUCUGGACACCAAACAACACAGGCAGUACUUCAUAGGCGUGCUGGAUAUUGCUGGGUUUGAGAUCUUCGACUUCAACACCUUUGAGCAGUUGUGCAUUAACUUCACUAACGAGAAACUACAACAGUAUUUUAACCACCACAUGUUUGUUUUAGAGCAAGAGGAGUACAAGAAGGAGGGAAUUGACUGGGAGUUUAUUGACUUUGGCAUGGACCUGCAGGCUUGUAUUGAUCUCAUUGAGAAACCACUUGGGAUCAUGUCCAUUCUGGAGGAAGAAUGCAUGUUUCCCAAAGCCAGUGACCAGACCUUCAAAUCCAAGCUCUAUGACAAUCAUCUGGGCAAGAACAAAAUGUUUGAGAAGCCCAGGGCAGCCAAGGGAAAAUCAGAGGCUCAUUUUGCUCUGGUCCAUUACGCUGGCACCGUGGACUACAACAUCAGCGGCUGGCUGGUGAAAAACAAAGAUCCCCUCAAUGAAACAGUGGUCGGUUUGUAUCAGAAGUCCUCACUCAAGCUUCUAAGUGUGUUGUUUUCAAGUUACUCAGGUGGUGACAGUGGGGACAAGGGAGGCAAAGGAACCAAGAAGAAAGGCUCUUCCUUCCAGACGGUUUCGGCUCUUCAUAGAGAAAACCUCAACAAGCUUAUGACCAAUCUGAAGACCACACAUCCCCACUUUGUACGCUGCCUGAUUCCAAAUGACAGGAAAACUCCAGGAGUCAUGGACAACUGCCUGGUUAUGCACCAGCUUCGUUGUAAUGGUGUUCUCGAAGGCAUCCGUAUUUGCAGGAAAGGUUUUCCAAACCGUGUCCUCUACGGAGACUUCAAACAGAGGUACCGAAUCUUGAACGCCUCCGCCAUCCCCGAGGGUCAGUUUAUCGACUGCAAGAAGAGUGCUGAGAAGCUGCUCUCAUCUCUGGACAUCGACCACACGCAGUACAAGUUCGGUCACACCAAAGUCUUUUUUAAAGCCGGCCUACUGGGGACCCUAGAGGAGAUGCGAGAUGAGCAGCUCUCACGAAUCAUCACUAGAAUCCAGGCCAAUGCUCGAGCGGUGCUAAUGAGGGCCCAGUUUGCGAAACUAGUGGAGCGGAGAGAUGCCCUAAUGGUUGUCCAAUGGAACCUUCGCUCUUUCCUGAGUGUAAAGAACUGGCCAUGGAUGAAGCUUUUCUUCAAAAUCAAACCCCUGCUGAAGAGUGCCGAGUCAGAAAAGGAGAUGGCCAACAUGAAAGAUGAGUUUAACAAGCUAAAGGAAGCUCUGGAGAAAUCAGAAGCACGUCGAAAGGAGCUCGAGGAGAAAAUAGUGACUCUUCUUCAAGAGAAAAAUGACUUGACUCUGCAAAUUCAGUCUGAGCAAGACACGCUAACAGACUCUGAAGAACGAUGUGAACAGCUCAUCAAGAGCAAGAUUCAACUAGAGGCCAGGCUCAAAGAGAUGAGCGAGAGACUGGAGGACGAGGAAGAGUUGAAUGCGGAUCUGACGGCCAAGAAACGAAAACUGGAAGACGAGUGCUCUGAGUUAAAGAAAGACAUAGAUGACCUCGAGCUGACAUUGGCCAAGGUUGAAAAAGAGAAACACGCCACGGAGAACAAGGUGAAGAACCUGACCGAGGAGAUGGCAUCCCAGGAUGAUAACAUACUGAAGCUCAACAAAGAGAAGAAAGCUCUGCAGGAGGCUCACCAGCAGACACUAGAUGACCUUCAAAGUGAGGAGGACAAAGCCAACAGUCUGAGCAAAUCCAAAGUGAAAUUGGAGCAGCAGGUGGAUGACCUUGAGGGCUCUUUGGAGCAAGAAAAGAAAGUCCGGAUGGAGCUAGAGCGGUCAAAGAGAAAGCUGGAGGGGGACGUGAAGCUGACCCAGGAGAGUUUAAUGGAUUUAGAAAAUGACAAGCAGCAGCUAGAGGAAAAGCUCAAGAAAAAAGACUUUGAGGUAGCCCAGGUCACCGCCAGACUGGAGGACGAGCAGGUUGCUUCAGGACAGUUCCAAAAGAAGCUGAAAGAAAAUCAAGCAAGGAUCGAGGAGCUAGAGGAGGAGCUAGAUGCCGAGCGUGCAGCUCGAGCCAAAGUGGAGAAGCAGCGCUCAGACCUUUCCCGCGAGCUGGAGGACAUCAGCGAACGUCUGGAAGAGGCGGGCGGAGCCACGUCGGCACAAGUGGAGCUCAAUAAGAGGAGAGAUGCUGAAUUUCAGAAGAUGCGUCGAGAGCUGGAAGAGUCAACCCUCCAACAUGAAGCCACUGCCGCCGCAUUGAGGAAAAAGCACGCUGAUAGCGUGGCUGAACUGGGUGAACAGAUCGACAACCUGCAGCGAGUCAAGCAGAAGCUGGAAAAGGAAAAAAGCGAGUUGAAGCUGGAGCUAGAUGACUUUGCCUCAAGCAUGGAGAGCGUGGCCAAGAAUAAAUCCAAUGUUGAAAAGAUGUGUCGAACAAUGGAGGAUGCCAUGACAGAGUACAAAAGCAAAUAUGAGGAGGCCCAAAGGUCCAUCAAUGAUAUGACUACCCAGCGGGCCAAGCUGCUGGCUGAGAAUGGCGAGUUUGGACGUCAGUUGGAAGAAAAGGACUGCUUGAUAUCUCAGCUAACAAGAGGAAAGAACUCAUACAACCAGCAGGUGGAGGAUCUACGCAGACAACUGGAGGAGGAAGUCAAGGCCAAGAACGCCCUUGCCCAUGUCGUACAGUCUGUUCGCCACGACUGCGAUCUGCUCCGAGAACAGUUUGAAGAGGAGCAGGAAGCUAAGGCGGAGCUACAGAGAGCAUUGUCAAAAUCCAACACGGAGGUCUCGGCUUGGAGGACCAAGUACGAAACCGAUGCAAUCCAGAGAACUGAGGAGCUAGAAGAAGCAAAAAAGAAGCUGGUCCUGAGACUCCAGGAAGCCGAGGAGGCCAUCGAAGCGGCGAAUGCCAAGUGUUCGUCGCUUGAGAAGACCAAGCUUAGACUCCAGAAUGAGAUCGAGGACCUGAUGCUGGACCUAGAGAGGUCCAACGCAGCUUCGGCUGCGUUAGAUAAAAAACAACGGGCUUUUGACAAAGUCUUGGCAGAGUGGAAACAGAAGUUUGAAGAAUCGCAAUGUGAACUUGAAGCCUCUCAGAAGGAGGCAAGAUCGCUUAGCACCGAGCUCUUCAAACUAAGAAACGCUUACGAGGAGUCCCAGGACCAACUGGAAACCACAAAAAGAGAGAACAAGAACCUGCAGGAGGAGAUCUCCGACCUCACCGACCAGCUCGCUGAAGGCGGAAGGAGUGCUUGUGAACUGGAGAAGAUGAAAAAGCAGCUUGAGCAGGAAAAGGCAGAGCUACAAUCGGCACUGGAGGAGGCCGAAGGUUCUCUGGAGCAUGAGGAGAGCAAAAUUUUGCGAGCCCAACUGGAGUUUAACCAGGUAAAGGCUGAGAUAGAGCGAAAGCUGGCAGAGAAGGAUGAGGAAAUGGAGCAGACCAAAAGAAACUACCAGCGAAUGGUGGACUCACUCCAGACCUCUCUUGAGUCUGAGACCAGGAGCCGCAAUGAGGCACUGAGAGUGAAAAAGAAGAUGGAGGGUGACCUCAACGAGAUGGAGAUCCAGCUCAGCCAAGCAAACAGGCAAGCGGUUGACAGCCAAAAACAACUGAAGAAUCUCCAGGUCUUCCUGAAGGACACCCAGUUGCAGCUGGACGACACCCAGCACGGUAACGAUGACCUGCGGGAGAAUAUCGCUGUCAUGGAACGUCGAAACAAUCUAAUUCAGGCCGAGCUGGAGGAGGUAAGGGCUGCUCUCGAACAGACAGAGAGAAGUCGAAAACUGGCCGAGCAGGAGCUGACCGACUCGACGGAACGCAUGCAACUGUUGCACUCACAGAACACCAGCUUGAUUAACCAGAAGAAAAAGCAGGAGGCGGACCUCCUCCACCUGCAGAACGAAAUGGAGGAGGUCAUUCAAGAGAAUCGCAAUGCUGAGGAAAAGGCAAAGAAGGCCAUCACGGAUGCAGCCAUGAUGGCUGAAGAGCUGAAGAAGGAGCAGGACACGAGCGCACAUCUAGAGCGCAUGAAGAAGAACAUGGAACAGACUAUCAAAGACCUGCAGCUUCGUCUGGAUGAGGCUGAGCAGAUCGCAAUGAAGGGCGGCAAGAAGCAACUCCAAAAACUUGAGUCUUGCAUCAAAGAUUUGGAAAAUGAGCUGGAGGCGGAGCAGCGAAGAGGAAUUGAGUCCGUCAAAGGCGUUCGCAAGUAUGAACGACGCAUCAAAGAACUCACCUACCAGACUGAGGAAGACCGCAAGAACAUGGCUCGACUCCAGGACUUGGUGGACAAGCUGCAAGUGAAGGUGAAGUCCUACAAACAUGCCGCAGAGGAGACAGAGGAGGCAGCAAACGCCAACAUGGCUAAAGUGCGCAAGCUGCAACACGAGCUGGAUGAAGCACAAGAGCGAGCUGACGUGGCCGAGUCGCAGGUGAACAAACUGAGGGCCAAGACCAGGGACAAAGCCAUCAAGAAAGGCCUGGAUGAGUAAGGAGCUCCAUCGCCAGUAAGGUUUGGACGACUGACACAGAGGCUGCAGCUGAAAUAUCAUCAUGGUCACAUAAGAUGAUGCAAACCUUCACUAUUGACAGCAGCAAGUUACUAUACCAAAAGUCACUGCUUUUCACAAUGAAAGAUGAAUAAACUAUCACU
Messenger RNA from Entelurus aequoreus (snake pipefish), 6044 nucleotides. Its product is annotated as myosin-6-like. The transcript has 2 exons. Gene Ontology annotation, molecular function: cytoskeletal motor activity; actin filament binding; ATP binding. The coding region runs from base 82 to 5883 and encodes 1933 amino acids. Gene Ontology annotation, cellular component: myosin complex. The record is from RefSeq and is a predicted model, not a curated record. NCBI's taxonomy places the organism in Eukaryota, Metazoa, Chordata, Actinopteri, Syngnathiformes, Syngnathidae.